AUGAAUUUCCAUACACCCGGAUUACCGUUACAACAAUGUAUACCUUCAGACCAUGGACAAUUCGACAGUACUGUGGAAGAAAGCAACAAAUUUUACAAGGCUAAUAUUGCAGCUGGACAACAAGGUCUCAGUGUGGCCUUUGACCUCCCUACACAUCGUGGCUAUGAUUCAGAUAAUCCCCGAGUGACUGGUGAUGUGGGAAUGGCUGGUGUGGCAAUAGAUUCUGUAGAAGAUACUAAACUGUUAUUCCAAGACAUCCCAUUGGACAAGAUCAGUACAUCAAUGACCAUGAAUGGUGCUGUUCUUCCUGUGAUGGCCAUGUAUAUUGUAGCAGCAGAAGAACAAGGUGCAAAACAGAUAAACUUGGCUGGCACAAUCCAGAAUGACAUUCUUAAAGAAUUCAUGGUGAGGAACACCUACAUUUUUCCUCCAGAACCUUCCAUGCAGAUUAUUGGAGAUAUUUUUGAAUACACCUCAAAGUUUAUGCCCAAAUUCAACUCCAUUUCCAUUUCUGGCUAUCAUAUGCAAGAGGCUGGUGCUGAUGCUGUCUUGGAACUGGCUUUUACCAUUGCAGAUGGUCUGGAAUAUAUCCGAACAGGUGUGAACCGGGGACUCAAUGUGGACAAAUUUGCCCCACGUCUUUCUUUCUUUUGGGGUAUUGGCAUGAAUUUCUACAUGGAAAUAGCAAAACUACGAGCUGGUCGCCGGCUCUGGGCUCAUCUUGUUGGCAAGUUCAAUCCCAGUAACCCGAAAUCCAAACUCUUGAGGUGUCAUUGUCAGACAUCUGGUUGGUCGUUGACUGAACAGGACCCCCAUAACAACAUCAUUCGAACAGCAAUAGAAGCAAUGGCGGCUGUGUUUGGGGGAACACAGUCUUUACACACAAAUUCUUUUGAUGAAGCCUUGGGCUUACCAACACCAUUCAGUGCCCGCAUUGCCAGAAAUACCCAAAUCAUCCUCCAAGAGGAGUCAGGUAUUCCCAAGGUUGCUGAUCCCUGGGGCGGUUCCUAUAUGAUGGAGAACCUAACAAAUGAUAUAUACGAUGCUGCAUUGAAAGUGAUUGAAGAGGUUGAAGAACUUGGGGGAAUGGCCAAAGCGGUGGCAUCAGGCAUGCCGAAACUGAAAAUUGAAGAAUGUGCAGCCCGAAGACAAGCCAGAAUUGAUAGUGGAUCUGAGGUGAUUGUUGGGGUGAACAAGUAUCGGCUGCAAGAAGAAGAACUGGUUGAUGUUUUGGCGAUCGACAACACAAAAGUGCGAGAGUCCCAAAAUGCCAGGCUGAAAAAAAUCCGAGAAACCCGAGAUUCCAAACAGGCUGACAGAUGUUUAGAAGCCAUUACCAAAUGCUGUGAAUCCAAAGAUGGUAACCUUUUGGCGCUUUCCAUUGAAGCUGCUCGUGCCAGGUGUUCUGUUGGAGAGAUCACAGAUGCCAUGGAAGUAUUUUCGUCUUUAUUUAUCUCUUCUUUCUUCUGGCUCACAUACGAGUUAAGCAAUGUUGAACCUUGUCAGGAAAUGGAAAAAAGAAACCGCUCUCUCUUUCCAUUCACCUUUUCUCUCUUUCCCUCUCUUUCUCCCUUCCCAUGA
Messenger RNA from Acanthosepion pharaonis, 1581 nucleotides. The record is from the annotation of a GenBank genome assembly. Lineage: Eukaryota; Metazoa; Mollusca; Cephalopoda; Sepiida; Sepiidae.